Molecule: messenger RNA, 2350 nt
Organism: Chlamydomonas reinhardtii
Lineage: Eukaryota; Viridiplantae; Chlorophyta; Chlorophyceae; Chlamydomonadales; Chlamydomonadaceae
Exons: 14
Coding region: 123-1796 (557 amino acids)
Source: RefSeq, a predicted model, not a curated record
GAAUAAAGCGCCACCUACUCACAAAUCUGCUCCGCUUGAAGUGUGCCCCGGGUACCGGCCCCGAUGAUUUGACAAAGCCUCUCACAAUGUUACUGUUUAGUUGAUAAAAGUAAUUUGCCCUAAUGAUACAGCCCAGUACAAUUGGGCCUCUCGUAGCGCUCUGUGGCCUCACAGUUCUCGCCUCCUUCGGGCUUGCAUCAGAUUGGCGCACUCCUAAGCUGACGGAAUGCACGUUGCAUCCACAAAUAGAAGCGCGGAUCCUCAAGGAUGUGUCGUUCUGGGGCGACGCGGGCAUUGCCGAGGACGUUGCGCUGUCGGUGUGCGCCUUUUGCGACCUAGACACACAGCAACAGCAGCAGCAGGGCCGGCAGCGAGACGACAGCAACACGCAGCAAGAAAAGGAGAACUGCAACAAGCCGCAGCGGGUGCUGAUACAGAACGGCACCGUGUACCUCAAUAACCUGGUGGCCUCCCAGUACCUGGGCCCGUUUGAGCACAUUGGCUUCCUGGUAGAGCUGUACGAGGCCAGCCAGGUGUACCAGUUGCCAGAUGUGGAGUUCACAUACUGGUUCGGCGACAACGCGCCCUCCUACACCAUGAUCAAGGAGGGCAGCGGCGACACCACCUGGCCCUGGCCGCCCAGCAGCAGCAGCAGUAGCAGCGACGGCAGUAGCAGCGACGGCAGUAGCAGCAGUAGCAGUGGCAAGCGGCAGGCUGUGCCGGCGGUCCUGGCCUGGAGCAAGUGGGACGCCAAUUCGGCCCUUGUGGUGCCGUACUCAGGCGCGUUCAGGUGCUCGGCUGACAGCUGGGACUCCCUAGAGGCUCAGCUGGAGUCCCUGGCAGCCGUGGACUGGGGGCAGCGGACAGAGGUCGCGUUCGGGCGGUGGAACGGCUUCUGCACACACUACAUUCACUGGAUGAAGACGGCGGACGGGGAGGUGAUGAAGUGCCCCCGCACGCACCUGAACUCCAUCUCCGCGGCCCACCCCGACCUGAUUGACGCGUACGACCUGUCAAAGGGCAAGCCCGUGCCACUGGCUCAUCAGAACAAGUACAAAUACAUUGUGUCCACAGACGGCUGGUCCAUCAGCUCCAAGUUUGACAAGUACCUGCUGUUGGGGAGUGCCGUACUCAAGGCCGCCUCCACGCGCUACGGCUUCUACUACGACGCGCUCGUGCCCUGGACGCACCACCUGCCCUUCAUGGUCAACAGCAGCGGCGACAUCGUGGAGGUGGUGCGCUGGGCCAAGUCGCACGACGCCGCCGCCCGGGCGGUGGCGGAGGCGGGCCGGCGGUUCGCGCUGCGGCACCUGGCCCGCCCGGCGCGGCUGUGCUACCUGGCCCGGCUCGUGCGCGAGCUGGCCCGGCAGAUGCGGUACAAGCCCAGCUGCGCCAGCCGGCAGCUGUGUGUGCCGCUGGUUCAGGAGCUGCGCUUCCUGGCCGGGUACGAGCGCACACGCAAGUCGUGCCGGUACGCCGAGGUCCUACUGCGGUACGGCGAUCAGGACCCCGCAGCCGCCCUGCCCCUGUCGCAGUCCGCCCAGCCCCCCGCCGCCUUCCUAGCAGAUGCCACGUCAGCGGCGGCUGCAGCUACAGCAUUCGGGGCAACACCGGAGCCGGGGGUUGUGGGUGGGGGCGGUGUGUAUGCCACGCCGCCGCGGCAGCUGGAGGUGAUACGGCGGCUGCACGAGGGCGGCGCCGCCUGGCCGCGUGACGACACAGCGUGGCGGCAGCAGCAGCAGCAGCAGCAGCAGGGACAGCAGGGACAGCAAGGGCGGAGACAGCAGCGGAGGUAGCAAGAGCGGACACAGCGGAGAGAGCAGGGGGUAUAGCAGGGGAGAUAGCGGAGACAGCAGCGGAGGUGGGAGCAGCAGAUACACGGGACCAGCGGUGGCCGUCCACACAACGGCAGAAGUUGAGGAGCAGGGAGCAGCACAGGGCGGUGAGCGCUGAGGGUACGCCAUUCAUGGCAUGGCAUCCAGGUAGGAGGAAGAGGAGGAAAUGCGUGUGUAGCCAGGCACCCAGGCCUACCCAAGGCUCCUGCAUGUCAGCAUGUUUAUGUGGAUAGGGCCUGAUGUGUAGGAUCAGGGCAGCUGGGCAGGUGCAGGCAGGCAAACCCGUCGAACCUUGAGGAGUGUGAUGUACGGUAUCGGUUGGGGCUGCAGCGCGGCAAGCAGCAGAGACAUCGAAUACCCAGCAGGCGUAGUGCAGCGGGGUGUGUGAGGGCGCUGGAAGUGAGCCGGUGGCUUGGGCGGGGAAUCAUUGAGUCUUGAGGAGGCGAAGGCACUGUUGUUGGGCGGGGUCAGCUCUAGGCACCCUAGCUCCUCACUCCUUAGGCCGGCUUCGACCC